Limulus polyphemus (Atlantic horseshoe crab) is the source of this 1408-nucleotide messenger RNA. RefSeq lists its product as uncharacterized. The transcript has 4 exons. Gene Ontology annotation, cellular component: mitochondrion. The record is from RefSeq and is a predicted model, not a curated record. The coding region runs from base 32 to 1126 and encodes 364 amino acids. Lineage: Eukaryota; Metazoa; Arthropoda; Merostomata; Xiphosura; Limulidae.
UCGUUGUUGGUGUCUUGCUGAGGUACUUUUAAUGGUAAUUCCUGCUCUGAGUUUGGAAAGAGUCCUAGGGUUCAUCAUGAUAUCAAGACAUAUUAUCUCAUGUUGGAAGACCAGCAUGUCAGUUUCUCUUCCUUCUGCAAGUUUUAGAACAGCUUCUCAGCAAACACUACAAUGUACUUGGAUGGUCAAACAUGAACAUAAAAAUAUUUUCUCUUUUAACUGUGAGCGGUGCAUGUCCAAUGAUUAUUCCAAGAGAUCCAAAAAAGAAGGAAAUGGUCAACAAAAUGUUUCGGGAUUUCAAGUGAAUGAGGUAGAGUUCAGUCAUACCCGAGCUCGGGAAGUUUCAAAUGCAGUGGCUGAGUCAUUAACUAGUGGACAUGAAUCUGAAGCAAAAAUGCAUGAUAUGCAACAUGGCACUAACAGCUUUUCCAAAGACCAUGAAAACUGGGAUGAAGUGGUAAAAUGUGCAGAGAAUCUUGGAGAUAAAGAACAUCUAGAAGCUUAUGAGCAUUCUGGAUCUGUUAGUUUAAAUUCUGUGAUGCAGUCUACUGUACCUCAACCAUUUGCAUCAUCAUCCAAGUCCCCAAGUCAUAUCAACAUGCCUGGAGGAACACGGAGUCGAGAACAGAAGUACUUAUCAGGAGAAAGACAGUCCACACACCAAUCUGAGCAAAAUUUUAACCAGAUUAGGAAGGAAAGUAAUAGUUCGCAUACAAAAUACCAACAACGGUCACAGUCUGAAGCAAACACAGUUGAUAAAGACAAACAAGAUGUGAGUGAGGGGAAAACUACAAGUCAGAAAGAGAGACUAAAGCAAGCAGUGAGGGACUAUGGCAGUACCGUAGUUGUGUUCCAUGUGGCCAUUUCUUUGGUAUCAUUAGGAGGGUUUUAUACCUUGGUGAAGAGUGGAGUAGACGUUGGAGCGUUCCUGUUGAAAAUUGGACUGUCAGAAGACCUUGUUCACAGUAAACUAACCAUUGGUAGCGGUACGUUUGUGGUAGCCUAUGCUGUUCACAAGGUGUUUGCUCCUGCUCGGAUAGCGGUCACUCUCUCAGCAACACCAUUUAUUGUUAGGUAUUUGAGAAAGAUUGGGUUUCUAAAACCACCCAAACCAAAAGUUACAUAGAUUUUUGAACUUCAAAUUAUAUUUACAAGACUUUAUAUCUAUAAUUUGGAUACCAAAGUUAAAGUUUCUCAUUUCCUAGUAUCUAUAUACUUCUCAAAUUGGUUAAUAACGCAUAGGGAAAUGUAGCAUUGUAUAAACAUAGUUAUCAGAAAUAUUGGAUUCUAUUUAUUUGUUGCCAGUAUACUAACUGAAUGGUUAAGGUAAUAUCAAUAAUUUCAAACUUUGUAUAAUGGAUAAACAGCGCAAAUCAAUAAAAGAAAGAAAAAAAAAACACUUCCCUAA